CAUUUUGUGAAGCUCAGCCGUUCUCUUUAUACUCCCGCUUAAAUAGUUUGAAACAUGCGGCACAAGCAAAUCACAACGUUUACAGAGGAGGCUAUAGAAAGAAACAACCAGAAACAAAGUCAAUUACUGAAGAUCACUACUGCUCCCAUAAUGAGUUCAGAGAAUGAAGUAAGCAUAUCAAAUAACGUUGUCAACGGAGUGACCCCCAGGUGCAACAUGCCAGAAAAAGCAGAUAAAUCUCCUUUAAGUGCACGUUCAGUGGCUGCUGUUAAAAUCAUUCCGGUGAAGACUGUGAAAAGUUUUCCUGAUCUUGUCCCAACUGCAGAAACUGUGUUAUUGCACCAACUAACUAGGACAGAAGGCGACACAAAAGCAAUUACUGGGGAUGUGGAUCCUGCUAAGCUUUGUGCAGGGAAAGGAGCAGUCACUCUCCGGGCCUCUCCAGUGCAGCUGGAAAGUCAGAAAAACAGGACCACACUGGACAUUGAACUCUCUCCAUAUGAUGCCCCAGCGGAAGAUGUAACAGAUGACGACAGGCCUCCAUCAGUAGCCGAGUCCAACGGAGAUUCCCAGCACUCAUCCCUAGCAGCUAAAGGCUUUCGGAGUGUGCGCCCUAAUCUCCCAUUUGACAGCAAGUCACAGAAAACUCAUCCUCCCCCAGUUCCACCUCCUCCCAAAGAGGAGAGCUUUGCAUGGCGACCACAUACUAACACUAAACUCUCUUACUUGAAACCCGUGCCAAUUCUGGAUUGCAUUUACCUGAGUUCUCCCAAGCCCUACGUGCCAUACGCUGCAGCAUGUACUAAUGCCGAGCUGCCUAUCCCUGCCUGUACUCCCAGUGGAACCCAAGCUAUUCCGAGCGAUCACACGAACACCCCUGCAUUUUCCAUCCCCACUGAAACACAACACACUGCUUUUAGUUCCUUGUUAUCAAACACAUCACCAAAACACUGCACCAGUGAGCCUGGCAAUGGGGAUAGAAGUGUUGCUGGAACGAAUUCCAGUCAUGAGACUAAAAAAGAUAAAAAGGUCAGCAGUCUAUAUGUAGCUUGUUUAUCUAACAGCACUGGCUCAGCUGCAUCUGAAAAUCCCACUGGCGUUGCACAUGAUAAAACAGAGAGUGCUGAAUUGGAAGCUGAUGUAACUAAAUCACCAGCCACAAACAUUGUUCCUUCGAUAAUAGACACCGGAAAAUCCCCUCCUCCUGUCCCUCCCAGGCCAUUCUUUGACCCUGUCCCAAGUAAAGAUUCCGUUAGCUCCGGUGACAUAGACACUUUCUGGAGUCCAUGUCCUCUACAUCAAGAUAUGGGACGCACAGAGCUAGAUACACAGCAUCCUGCUGGCCAUGUGAAAAUGACUGCAAAGGAGCCCUACUUUUCAUCAAAGCCACAAUAUCCCUUACGGGCCCAGGGAUACCGACGCAUGGAUGGCACUUCAGUCACAACUCAGCCUGAGGUUAUAAUAGUCCCACUCAUCCAGGUUAAAGCUGAAAGAAAGCAAGAAGGCACCUCGAGCACUCCACCACCACCUCUUGUACCUGCUGGCAAACUUUCAGCCUCCCCAGAGCCUGACACCUCCCAAUUGGCUUUUCCUACACUUGAUGAUUUUAUCCCCCCUCAUCUGCAAAGGGGAUCAAACCAUAACCCGAGCUCUCCCACUAUUUCUAUACAAAACAGUCAGCCACCACUCUGUCCACCACCUUUACUGCAUCCUCCAGUAACGGAGGAUUUACGCAGAGUCUCGGAACCUGAAAUCGGUGGAGUCAUCGCACCCACAGAACCUGUAACAGAUGAAGCCCUAGCUGCAAGUGUAACCAAUGAUAAACUUUCUUCAUUUGCACCUAUCAACAAACCCUCUGUGUAUCCUUCAACAACCAUAGUAAACCCAACCAUUGUACUACUGCAACAUAACAGAGAACAGCAAAAACGGCUUAAUAAUGCGCCAGAACCUGUAGUAAUUAGAUCUGAUGAUGAAAAGCUGGAGCCAUUAGCUGCACAGGAGAAGAAAUGGCAGGAUGAUACUCAGAGAUUGAAGCCAACCAUGGAUUACACGAGAAGAGACACCCGAAGUCCUCAGUUUACAGGAGACUCAGUGGAUGAAAUAGGCAUACCCCUUCGGAACACUGAAAGGUCAAAGGAUUGGUACAAGACAAUGUUCAAACAGAUUCACCGGCUUAAUAAAGAUGAUGAAUCAGACUCCUACCCAUCCUAUGGACGCCAUUCAUAUUUGGAGGAUGCCAAACCACAAGCUGGGGUGCCUCGUUCCAAGAGUGAGAUGGAUAAUAUCGAUAUUGAACAGAACAUGCGGAGAUCAGUUACUCUCCCUUUGCCAGCACGCUCCUCUUCCUUGAAACCAAGUCAUGAAAGGAAUGACUGGGAUCCACCAGACAAAAAGGUCGACACCAGAAAAUACCGCGCUGAGCCAAGAAGCAUUCAUGAGUAUCAGCCUGGGAAAUCCUCCGCUCUUGCCAAUGAGAAGAUGACUCGGGAUAAAAGUCCUGAAGAGAUAGAUUUAAAGAAUGAACCUUGGUAUAAAUUCUUUUCGGAGUUGGAAUUUGGGAAACCGCCUCCAAAAAAGAUAUGGGAUUAUACUCCGGGGGAUUGCUCAAUCCUUAAAAUAGAGCAUAGGAAGACUGAGCUAGAGAGAGACAUCUAUCAGUACGAGACUGAGUUAGAUGCAGAUUUAGAGAGAAUGGACAAGUGUUUUAAGGCUCCUGAGAAAAGGAAUGCAGCUGUAAGUCAUCCGGAGGAAAUUCCAACCUACAGGGGGACAGAAGCCGUACCUGUGGAUCCUGCACUCUCUGAAAAUGAAAGGCAAAUCUACAAGAAUGUUUUAGAAGGUGGUGAUAUUCCAUUUCAUGGACUUAAUAGCCUCAACAGACGCCCCUCUAGCUCAGCUUCUAAUAAAGGUGGGAAUGCUCAUAAAUUGUCAUAUACCACAAUUAACAACCGAACGUUUAGCACUAGUAGCUCUUUAGGCAACAUUUAUAAACAGAAGUCCUCUCUGUCAGCUGCGAAAGCCUGUAUAGGAGAAAUCCUACCAUCUCGGUUCAAACCAAUGGUCCCACUGCCAGCUACCUCCCAGCACAAGCACAAUGUGACAUUAACGCAGCAGAAAGCACAGAGCUGCGAAGAUUUGCUUGAACCUCGGACAUCUUUUGAAGACAAACAAAUGAGCAGUGGAAAAGUAGGAGGAAGCAUGGAAAAUAUGUUGUCAAAAUCUUACAGCGAUUACAAGGUAAAGUCAGGCAGUACUAUCAGUUUGCAAGAAUGCAGCAUGAUUGCCACCAGAUGCCCUUUCCCACCUAAAUUUAAAUCAAGUAAUGCAGAAUUCACUGUGAUGUACAAAGACAUGCACCAUAUUAACCGUUCAACUCUACACAGCGCAUCGUCCUGCUCCAAUGUCCGAGACAUUGCUAAUACUUUUGAGAAAGAGAUGAGGAACAGAUCUUCUGUUGAUGACCUUGACAGCUCAGAACAUAUCCCCAAGCACACAGUGUCCUCCCGUGUAACAGCCUUUGAGCAGCUGAUACAGAGAUCCAGGUCUUUGCCUUCCUUAGACUUUUCCAGUGGGCAAAGUACCUCUUCCACACCAUCACAACCAAGACAUGGGAUGUUGUCUGCAUGUUCUGCUGAAUCACUUUUAGAGCCGUCAGUGAAAGGAAAUGAAGACAAAGAUGUCCAGGUCACAAAACAAACCUCCUCUACACCUAGCAGUAAUGUGGAGGAUAUGAAUUCUGAACCCAGUGACACUGACCUUGUAAAUAACUCUUCAGGCCACACUGAGGAGGCUGACCACAUUUCUAAUGCAUCUACUGACAGCUGUGCUAAUUUAAACAAAGUGCCCCAUAAAUACAAACUUAACACCUGCAAGAGCUCCUGUCCUGCUUCCUACACAAGAUUUACAACCAUUCGGAAGCAUGAACAGAAAAAGUCAAAUACCUUGGAGUCAAGAGUAGAUAAGCAAGUGGACCAAAUGAUUUUUCAAAGAAAUAUAUAUCUUAUAAGUCCACUCCCAUUCAAGGUACAAAAGCCCUUCCACAAGAACCCCAAAAUGCCUUCAAGUAAUACAACGGAGCAGAGGGACAUGGUAGCUCUAGACAGAAAAAGCCCAGUAGAGCCUCCAAAGAUUACAGAAGAGAGGCCUAGCCUUCCAGCACGCCAAUCUUCAUAUGAUAUUGUUGGAAGGCUGAGCUCCCUAAGCGUAGAUAGCCUUGAGCAGGAUAAUUCCACUCUAGAAUCCCAUUGUCCAGAUUCUCUAAAUAAUGGAGAUAUUGUCUCAUUUCCUUUAUGUUACAAUUUGGAUUCUAACAACAACAGUCAGCCGAAUGAACACGGAACAUUUACAGGAGAUUCAGAAUCUCCAAGACAUUUUGCCCCUGUUGAAUAUAUGGAUGUACCAGAAGAACGUCUCCGCAAGAGAUAUGACAGCAAAGAGAAACUUAUAGAGGAUCAGAGAAGACUUAAGCGUGAGCAAGAAGAAGCUGAUAUUGCCGCCAGAAGGCACAGUGGGAUUGUCCCAUCACAUCAUCAGUUUAUUACUAAUGAGCGAUUUGGGGACCUUCUUAAUGUAGGCGAUUCAUCAAAAAGGAGAUCUCGGUCUGAGAUGAAGCAGGCAAGAGCCAAGUAUGAUUUUAAAGCACAGUCUCUGAAGGAGCUACCCCUUCAGAAGGGAGACUUGGUUUACAUUUAUAGGCAAAUAGACGAGAACUGGUUUGAAGGAGAGCAUCAUGGCAGAGUUGGAAUCUUCCCAAUAUCAUAUAUUGAGGUAAUCCCAGAAACAGAGAAAGCUCAGCCAAGGAAAGCUUCGCCGCUGCAGGUUUUGGAAUAUGGAGACGCUGUUGCCAAGUUUAACUUUAAUGGAGACACUGCUGUGGAAAUGUCAUUUAAGAAGGGUGAGAGAAUUACACUGAUUCGGAGAAUUGAUGAAAAUUGGUAUGAAGGCAAGAUCUCUGGAACAAGCCGUCAGGGAAUAUUUCCAGUCAGCUACAUUGAGGUUGUGAAAAGACCACGACUGAAGAAUUCAGCAGAUUACAUGGACCUUCCAGUUUCUUAUUCACCAAACAGAAGUACUAGUGCUUCCCCACAGUUUUCUGGCUGUACCAGGCCACGCACUACUACUCCACCCACUGCUAUACGCAGAGCCUUCUCUCCAGAGGUGCAGGCUAUCACAUCUGAAUGGAUUUCUCUGACAAUGGGUGUAUCCCGCAAUAACAGUCCCACUGUCACCCCUCCUGUGCCGCCUCUACCUGAAGCUAUGCUUUGUACCAUAGACUAUAUCACCCCAUCUGUGGCAGCCAGUCCCACAUUAUCCGUUACACCAUCUGUCAGUCUCCAUAAUUGUAAUGUCUCGGGGAAUUCCACCCCAAACUCCGCCAUGUCUCCAUUGCCUACAUAUCCAUCUAGGCCUCAGUCUGCAACGCGAAUAAGUUACGUUAUUUCUCCUGUUAGUGAAGAAAAAUUGUCAGGCUCCAGUUACGGAGACUCACCUGUGCCGUUUGCUCAGAAUGAUUUGAUUUCUGAACUGAGCGACGUUUUACGCAAUCAGUACAAGUUAAGGGGUGAUGCUGGCCCAGUAGCCAAUGGUGAGCCGAAUGAUCUCAGAAUCCCCACUUAUACAAUGACAAAGGCCCCCAUCCCACCCCGCAGAACUCAUGGGGUGACCCCAGCAAGUAAAACAACUUCAGAUUCAUAUGAGGAAAACCAGUUGUGUAAGGAGCUUCUUAGCAUUGUAAAUAGUGGCCAAGAAGAAAUGAAGGGAAAUGAGUGCAAUUUCCCUAAGACUGCAGACUCAAUAUCUGUCUAUCCUUAUGUGCUGUCCUCUUGUCCUGUCACAUACCAACCACCUCCCAGACUUAAAGGCAGGGUAAUUUUGCCACAGCCUUGCAGAUCUGACGGAGAACAGACAGGAAGGGCGUCUAAAAGUCCUGUAAUGAUUACAGGCUCCCCGGUUAAUACCCUGAACUCAAAUUCUGUUGUGCGUCCUCAUCACACACUGAGCACAGGACCAGAGCUCACAGAGUCUGAGAAGAGUUAUGUGGAAGCUGUUUGCAAUGAGAUAAUAAGCAUUGCAGAGAAAUCUGUCCGUUACUGCAGCACUAUCUCUCAUCCUUUUGACUAUCGACACAAGGUCUCUUCCUAUGACAAUAAACAAUGUUUAAUCAUUUCCCAGCAACCUCAAGCGCAACACAGAAGGGACAGCCUAGAAAGGAGCCAGACGCCACAGGAUGCAUAUACCUAUCAGGCUUUGUAUAGCUAUACACCCCAAAAUGAUGACGAGCUGGAGCUCAGAGAAGGGGACAUUGUUGAUAUUAUGGAAAAAUGUGACGAUGGCUGGUUUGUAGGUACGUCUAGAAGAACCAAACUCUUUGGUACUUUUCCAGGCAAUUACGUAAAAUUAGUAUUCUACUAAAGAAGAUUGUGUUCGGAAUUACCGGGAAACAUCCAUACGGAGCCUUGCUUGUGGGAAUGAUGCUAACCGAAAGCCUUUGCUGAAUGUAUUAGAUAAAAGUUAUUUAUAGAGGUAUAUGGUUUACAUGUGUCAGUUCUGGGUUUAAGAAGUGGCCCUCUGAUUUCUUUAUAUAUGAUGAAGUUAAGACAUAUUUCUUACAAUUUAUAUUGAACCUGUUGCCUUUGAAAUAUUUUAUUUAAGUUCUAAAUUUUAGAUUUUCCCGUUUAUUUUUAUUUCAAACCUUUUAAUCAAGAGGAGGAACAACAAAUAUUUUUUUAUAUUCACUUCAGCUGUUACUUUAGAUAUUUAACAGCCUAAAUGACGCAGUUCAAGGCAACAGAGAAUCGUUAUUUUACAGGAAAACAAGAAAAGCCUCAAGGCUGAAUACGUUUGUUCGGCUAUGCCCUUCUGCAGCUAUUUAGCUGAGGGUAUAUCCCCCCCCAGAAUCUUUCCAGAGUAAAAAUCUGCAGUUCAGUUGUAGCUGUAGAGUGCAGGCAUUGGUCAGUCAGCUCUUACCAACCAAUAUGAACUAAUUAAUAAGCAAUGAAAACUGUCAUUUUUUUUUACAGAAAUUCUAUGCCUAAUAAUAAGCCAUAGGAAAUCCUGUGUGCUAUAGAGAAUAUUUGUGCACAAAACCAUCUUGAAGCGUCAUUCAUAAUGGUGCUGCUCAAUGCUCAAAAGCGCCAUCAGUGUUCAUGGGAGUCAUUUGCCUUUAUUGCUAUCUGAACAAAUCAACAGUCAUAACAACAUAAUGAGUAUUAUAAGGUGAUUGCUAUGAGAAGUAGAUACAGUUUGCAAAUUAGAGAAUCGUUUUUUUUUGUGGUGGGGGCUUGCCCAUUCUGUUUUGAGACAAAAGGCUGUUAAUUACAAAUAUGUCCAUAGUAGUGUCCAUGCAUAGUCUGGUUGUCACCGGUCACUUUUGUUAUAAGUAGCUGCUUUUGUGCCUUGUUGGGUGCACACAAGAAACCCUCAUACUACGAUGGGUCACUUGGUAUUGCCUCUGUUAUAAUCAUUGCUAAAUUGAGGAACAGAUACAAGACGUGAUAGGGAUUUUUCCACUUGUUGUUCAAUCAUUUGGCAUGAGAUCUCCUACAGUAAGAGCUUGGAAACUAAGUUAUCAGAACAUUUUACCCCCUGAAUGAGGCACAAGCUCAGCAAAUGACCAAUGUCAUCACUAACUGGGCUUCCAAUAAGGGGAAACCACCCGAACAAAGCCAUCUUAUAAAAUUUUAUAUAUAUAUAAAUAUUAUAUAUAUAUAUAUAUAUAUAUAUAUAUAUAUAUAUAUAUAUAUAUAUAUAUAUAUAUAUAUAUAUAUAUAUAUAAAUAGUUAUAUAUUACUGAUAGCCUCAAAUCAUCGUAGAAUAGGCCAUGUCUCAAUUCAGAAGGUCCAGACAUCAUUUGGCUUCCUGGCUUAGAAUGAUCUUGUCAUUGCCAAACUGGGCUCCACAUUGAAUUUCUUUUACAAAAUAAUGCAAGAAGUAAAUAUAAUCUUUGUAAUCUGCCUAUCAAAGCAAUCUCCCAAACUGUAAACACCUGUAAAAUAAACACAUUUAUUAAUAAAAAAAAAAAGGGAGGGUAAUACUGUAAGUUUGUAGCUUAUGUUCAUAAAAGAAAAAAAAAAGAUUGAGAAUGUUCUUUUGUCAUAACAAGAUAUAUUUAAUAUAAGAUGACUAUUUUUUUGCUAUUGCUUUUAUACAGAUUUAUUAACAAUUGCAGCUGCGUUGGCAUGACUAGCAAUAUGUUUUGAUAUAUUACCUAUAUUAAGUUUUUUUUUUCUUUUUCCAUGUACACAGUACAUCUAAGUCACAGAUGGUUCAUAUUAAGAGACAGCAAUUGUAAAUAUGUAUAUUUGACUUUGUAAAGAACAUGUAUGUUGUAUCUUGUAUAGAAAAAAAGAGUAAUUUAAGAGGACUGAUCGAAAGAUAAAAGCGCAAGAUUCAGGAAAAACAAGUUCUUGAAUUUAAUUUAAUGAACAAGUUUGUUUUAAAUGACACAAGAAGAGUUAAGCACAGAACCAUAGGACACAUAAGAAAAUGACACUGAACACUUUUUAGCAAACAUAUCCCUUGUUUUAUUAAUGUUUUUUCUUUCAACAGAAGUUUCAGCCACCAUAUUUAGAAUUAUGUUACCAUUUGGCUAUUUCACAAUAACGCUUUCCUUACCAAACUUUAUAGUCCAAUACACUUUUAACAGCAUUGUUCAGUUAUCACCAUACCAGUCACUUUUCAAGUUAUGUUGUGUUGUUUUCAUAUUGCAGUGCAUUAUAUUUUGAAGCCUAAUAAAUUAAAGCAUUGAAUAA
Molecule: messenger RNA, 8750 nt
Organism: Xenopus laevis (African clawed frog)
Lineage: Eukaryota; Metazoa; Chordata; Amphibia; Anura; Pipidae
Gene: sorbs1.L
Product: sorbin and SH3 domain containing 1 L homeolog
Exons: 36
Coding region: 55-6411 (2118 amino acids)
Source: RefSeq, a predicted model, not a curated record